AGCGUGCUUCCGGUUUUCGGCUCGUUCUGCCUUUUCUCCCGUGUCAGCCGUCAAAGGGUGCCUUGGUUGUCUAUUCAUUAAACCUUCAAAAUGGUUGCUGUCAAGAAACAGAAAAAGGCUUUGGAGAGCACCAAUGCUCGUCUGGCUUUGGUGAUGAAGUCCGGCAAGUACUGCCUGGGCUACAAGCAGACCCUCAAGACCCUGCGCCAGGGAAAGGCCAAGCUGGUCCUCAUCGCCAGUAACACUCCCGCCCUGAGGAAGUCGGAGAUCGAGUACUACGCCAUGUUGGCCAAGACUGAGGUCCAGCACUACAGCGGCACCAACAUCGAGCUGGGAACCGCCUGCGGUAAAUACUUCCGUGUUUGCACCAUGUCCAUCACCGAUCCUGGAGAUUCUGAUAUCAUUCGCUCCCUGCCAGAUAACUAAACAGUUGAACUUUUUGUUAAUCUGACAAUAAAGAUAAUACUUUUUGGGUAAAAAA
Drosophila bipectinata is the source of this 481-nucleotide messenger RNA. It is a transcript of the gene RpL30, whose product is annotated as ribosomal protein L30. Gene Ontology annotation, cellular component: cytosolic large ribosomal subunit. The record is from RefSeq and is a predicted model, not a curated record. Gene Ontology annotation, molecular function: RNA binding; structural constituent of ribosome. Lineage: Eukaryota; Metazoa; Arthropoda; Insecta; Diptera; Drosophilidae.